AUGUCCGACAAGCCAGUCAAACGCGACGAAGCACCGCCGCCCUACAGCGAGCAGGAUCAACCUCCGCCCUACAGUGAGUACGGCCAGACGCAGAAUUCCAUCAUUACGGACGCAGGUGGUCUCCCAGAUCAGAAACACGAAUCACCAGCAUGGCAGCCAUCAAAUGUUCAAAAGCCCGGAGACUACCAAAAUGGUCGAGGCGGCACGCCAUCAGUGUACAGCCCAGGACUUGGUGGCGGCUCUAACCCGGGACCCUACUCGGCUCGCUAUGGUUCAUCUGGCUAUCGCUCAUCCAGCUAUAGUGCGCCUCGCUAUAGCUCAACUUCUUACGGCUUAUCCCCCUUCUACAAUCCAGCUCUCAUGAACCUCUGGGCUUAUACGCAGCCGUCAAGCUACAGAAGAGGCUCUUCUAAUUCGAGCCAGAGACUGCAGGAUUCUGGAUAUUUGAGAGUAUAUCUUGCAGUCCUAGCAUGUUCCUUUUUGAUAGGCAUGCUUUCCUGA
Molecule: messenger RNA, 501 nt
Organism: Emericellopsis atlantica
Lineage: Eukaryota; Fungi; Ascomycota; Sordariomycetes; Hypocreales; Bionectriaceae
Exons: 1
Coding region: 1-501 (166 amino acids)
Source: RefSeq, a predicted model, not a curated record